Molecule: messenger RNA, 948 nt
Organism: Aspergillus luchuensis
Lineage: Eukaryota; Fungi; Ascomycota; Eurotiomycetes; Eurotiales; Aspergillaceae
Exons: 1
Coding region: 1-948 (315 amino acids)
Source: RefSeq, a predicted model, not a curated record
AUGAGCGCUUCACCGUUUGGUUAUUUUAUCUUUUUGCCCUCCGAAAUACGCUUACUCAUCUGGGAGAAUCUUGUUAAGGAGGGCUCCCUUGCGAUCCUUCGAACCAGUCAGGCAAUCUAUCAUGAUAUAGCCGACCGUCUUUACGAUACAUUUGACAUCCAUCUUUCCACAAUUUUCGAAGAUCCGUGGAUCGAAAUUCGCUGUAAACUACUACGUGUGAACUGGGUGAUCGGAAGACGAGAUUAUAACAAAUUUAGUAAUCUGGCAAGGGUACCGUACGACAAGGUUAAACUUGUUGUUCACAUAUAUGCGCCUGAUCCUGACGACAGCGGCCAAAUGAUCUUGCUCUGGGAGAAAAUAUCGAAACUAACUCAAAUGCUGUGCACUAUCGACGACUCGAGAAACUACCGUGAUCGAGGAAAUCCACACUACAAAUAUUGGAGUGAGCCGAUGUACGAGGGAUCAUAUCAGUUUGGAUCUACUCCAGAGGCUGUUAUAUCUAUGGUGAUUCGCCUACGCAAGUACAACGACGUGGACUGGAUCAGGAACGGCCAAGUUAACUCAACUUUUUGCAAUAACGGACUUGGAUACGACUUCAACGAAGUUUUAUUGCCAUUUUGUCGUCUAUCCCGCGUUAGAGGGUUUGGGAUCAUUUCAGACACAGAAGAAAUGGCUGUAGCAGCCGACUGGGCAUUUGCCAACUAUGCAACUGCGUUUGUCAUGACAGAAGGUUUUGUCACCUUCAAUAACGCGGUCUACAGUCAGAAUCCCGAAUACGGUGAUAUAGUCCGUACCUUCGAUGGUAUAGCGGGCCUGCUGAACCACAGAGACGACUUUUUCAGUCUCUGGGUGGAUUAUCGGUUCCUUCAGGUUCCCGGGCGUACUUUAUCACUCAUGCGCCAUGAGCAGCAGACUUACCUUGUCGACGCAAUGAUGCAUAGGGCAUGA